GAGAGAGCAGUGUCACUUGUGCGGUCGUCCAGUGAGGGCCGCACGUUGGUGGUGGUGCUGGGAGUGCCAACACGUGUCUUGGAGAGUGAAACAAGGGGGGGAGGGAAAGGAAAGCAGCCCCGGAAGGCAGCAGCAGCAGCAGCAGCAGCAGCAGAGUUCGAGUGAACCUCGAGAAAGUUUUCUUUUUUUUUAUUUUUUUGUUUGCAAGUUUUGGUGGUUGUUUUUUUUUUUUUUAUAAGUGUCUUAUACAAAAGGAAAUCGAAAGGAGAAGACGAGACGAAGACGUCUCUCUCGGGCCGAAGAAGGCUUUUUUUGGAUGCAGGUUUCAGUCGAAAGAGAUUUUCGGAAGGUGUUCUUUCAAGACAGAGAGAGAGAGGUUACCUCCUCCGAAGGUCGUCUUCCCCUCGAAGGAAGGACCCAGAUACUCCGAAGGGGGAAGAAGUUGAGGACGAAGAAGGCCCACGUGCUGGCCACAGCCACGUCAAAGAAGUCACUGGUAGGCGGCGUCGAGAGUGAGGAAGAGAGAGAGAGAGGGAGGAGUGAGGGGCGCCUCCGUCUUGUAAACAUAUCGAGGGCGUGUGGUUGGGCGCCGGUGUUUACAUGAUGACCGUGGCAGAGGCGGAGUUGGUGAGGCGGGCGGCGGAAAAAGGUCGGAGUGCAUCAUUUUGCGCUCCGUCCCAGCCGCUGUCCGCCCUCCACUCCGCGCACUCGUCCUCCGACAUCGAUAUGGACGCCCGAGCGCACGCCGCGGCCUUCCUGCAGGCGCAGCAGCAGGCGUCGUCCAGUCCCAGGGCGAGGCUGAAGUCCACCAGCUCCGCCAGGCGGUCGCAGUCCUGCAAGGUGCAGGGGUCGCGGCCUCCGCGCGUACGGCGGCGGGAGUCCCCCAGGGGCUCCGAUCUGGCCAUCCAGCUCGACGAGGUGGCCAACGCCGCCUUCGCCCGAUGCGCCGCUGAGCAGCAGCAGCAGCAGCUGGAAGAUGCCUCCUACAACCCUUUCCUUCGGAAGGUCCCCUCAUGCGGGAGGCUGGUCACCCUGGCCCCCGACGGUGGCGCCAGCGGCGAGGAUGCCGAGGGAUCGCCUGUCCUGCGGAGGACGGCAUCCGCUCGCCGGCCCCGUCCUCAGAAUGGUUCUUCCCCGAACCACUCCCCGACGCCCACGAGGGUUGUGCGUCCGUCGCAGAAGAGCCGCUCGACGAAGCGCCCUAGUGCGAAUGCUAGCGGCGGAUCCCGACGGGGUGGAGGAGGAGGAGGUGGGGGAGGAGGAGGAACCAGCUACCUCGAUGUCAAGCCUUCCGGAUCGAACGAGGGACUCGACGAUUCUUAUCUUCUCAGGAGUUUCGCCACUACGACUAAAGGCAUCAUCAACCGCGGAGAUUCCUUCCGCCGUCGACGAUCUCGAAGCAACAGCAUCCAGCCACCAAUGGAGGGGCCCCUCUGCGGGACCCCACCGAAUAUUCCCUCCUCCCUGGACUUGGCUACGCCCCCUCAGACCCCUGACCACUCGGGAACGACUCCAACACCGCAGGGCUUAAAACUGAUAAGGGGUUUUGGAAUCAGACAGGUGGCGACUCCAGAUUCCGGAGGAGACUCGGAGCCCGUCUCCAGCUUCCGGAUGGCCAUUUUGGGCGCGACUGGAGUGGGCAAGACUGCCCUCAUCCACCAGUUUAGGACAUCGGAAUGCAUCAACGCCUACGACUGCAAUGCCAGCGAUGAAUCGGAGCAGCCAGUGUCCAUCAUGCUGAACAACAUGGAGUCAGAGAUUGUGUUUGUGAAUUUGGCUACACCUCAAGAUCUGCAGAACGAGAUGUCCAGGUCUAACCCGCCGGAUGGUUGGAUGAUCGUCUACAGCAUCACAGACAAAGCAUCCUUCCAGAGAGCUGGGGAGGACCUAUCGAAACUGAACAGCAAUGCUCUCCUCCGAGGGCGAGCAGUCAUCCUCGUGGGAAACAAGUGCGAGCUCGUUCGCUCGAGAGCUGUCAGUAUUGAUGAUGGCCGUGAUCUUGCCUGUAGCUACGGUGGCAAAUUCAUGGAGAUCAGUGUGGGCAUGAACCACAGGUGCGACGAACUUCUGGUUGGAGUCCUAAACCAGCUUCGUCUUAAAGGAGAGAUGGAGCCAGACGACGAGGAGGAAGCUCCCAAGGAAAGGAGUUGGACAAGGAACCGCAGCCUCAUGAGAGCAUCCAUGAAGGCGAAAAGGGUUAUCAACAGGAUUAUGGGAAAAACUGAAGCAAAAUAUAAGAAUUGCGAGGACUUCCAGAGCUAGGGUCACAGGAUGAGUAGCUCCCAAAACAAUUAGGUCUUGCAGGAGCCUCAAGUGCUGACGAGAUCAGUUCAUAGAUGGAAACAAAAGAAGCCCUCCACUUAGCCCCUCUUUUUAGAACCUGACUGGGCAAACGAGGGUUGUGACCCAGCCUCACAAAAAAAUAAAAAAAAGAAAAAACCUAGACCUCGACACGUUCACUUUUAAGGUAAUGGUAAGAUAACGACGAUGGUAACGAUGCUGAAAAAGAUCUUCCUCUUCGUCGCCCAAGCCUUAUCGUCUCGGGUUCAUCUCUCUGAAAUCAUCGUCGUCAUCGCUGCAGACAAAUGAACCCCUCAGUCCUCUCACGUGUGUGAGGGAACUGUGUUGAUCGUGAACUUUUAGAUUUUAAGCAAAACAUUUUACUUCUCUUGUAAAGGAUAGUGUGCUAGAUAAUUUGCCAGUCAUAUGGCCCCUUUUGGAUGGCGUCAAUUCUUUGGUGGUUUCUAUUUCCUUUGUAUCUUUUGUCGAGUUCUUGUGGUUCUGAUGAGAAGUGCUGUUGCAUGAAAUACCCAGGAAAGAAAACGAAGUGCAACGGUAAUGAUGACACUUCAUCUGUAGAUAGAAAAUGAUACAUAUAUAUAUUAUAUAUAGUAUAGAUUUUCAAAAACAUAGGUAAUAAUGAUGUUCUUUUUUCCCCCUUCAGAUACUACUAUUGCAUUUUAUCUCUAAGAUUAUAUACUUCCAUUCUCCAUAUUCGUCUUCUCUAAGCAUCUUUGAAUAUAUUAAGAGACUCCCCCCCCCCCCCACCCCCCACUGCGGAAAAUGUGAAGCCAAACAUAGCUCUGUAGGUUUGGUACAACACUACUUGGAAAUGACAUCCUCAUUUUCUCUUAUCGAUCUCUUUUUGCUGACUAGCGCCGGGAUGACUUUCUGCUUAGCUCCUAGGUGACUUGUGUAUCAGGAUGCUGACACUCCUGCCAGCAAUCGGCUGACGAUGAAUGUGCAACUGGUGUCUGGUGUUAUGAGCUUACUGACAUUGUCUGACAUUUAAUGCUUUAGGUAUUGCAAACGUUUGUGGGACAGUAAGCAAAGCAUAUAAUGCAUUGCAUAUACAUACAUACAUAGAUACAUACAUACAUACAUACGUAUAUAU
Messenger RNA from Macrobrachium nipponense, 3394 nucleotides. RefSeq names its product GTP-binding protein REM 2-like (gene Rgk3). The transcript has 10 exons. NCBI's taxonomy places the organism in Eukaryota, Metazoa, Arthropoda, Malacostraca, Decapoda, Palaemonidae. Gene Ontology annotation, molecular function: GTPase activity; calcium channel regulator activity; GTP binding. Gene Ontology annotation, cellular component: plasma membrane. The record is from RefSeq and is a predicted model, not a curated record. Bases 601 to 2262 code for a protein of 553 amino acids.